AUGUCACUUUCUGGUGUAAUUAGCACUGAAGUUGGGGUUCACUCAACAGCAGAAAAAUGGUUCAAUCUCUUCUCAAAGCAACUCCAUCAUGUUCAGAAGGUUGCUGAAAGAAUUCAUGGUGCUAAGCUCCAUCAAGGUGAUGAAUGGCACACCAAUGAUUCCGUCAAACACUGGACUUAUACCAUAGACGGUAGAGUGGUAACAUGCCAAGAAAGUAUUAAAUCAGUUGAUGAGAAGAACAAAAGAAUGGUAUUCAAGCUUUUUGGUGAAGAUAUCGACAAAGAGUUCAAGGUGUUUAACCUAAUCUUUGAAGCGAUUGAGAAGAAUGAUGGUAGUGCUGCUAUUAAAUGGAGUGUUGAAUAUGAGAGGGUAAAUGAGGACGUUCAUCCCCCGUAUGGAUACAUGGAGUUCUGUAACAAAUGCGUCAAAGAUAUCGAUGCUUAUCUCUUCAAGGAAGAAUAA
This is a messenger RNA of Sphenostylis stenocarpa, 462 nucleotides long. The record is from the annotation of a GenBank genome assembly. Lineage: Eukaryota; Viridiplantae; Streptophyta; Magnoliopsida; Fabales; Fabaceae.